AUGGUACCCCACGGUACUCUUGAGGAUGGAAGCUUCAUUAUCAUUGGUGGUUGCAGGACCGGAGGAUUCGUCAACGACCCAGGACAGAACAACCCCACUUACGAGUUCUACCCGUCCAGAGGCCAGCCCGUCCACUCUCCUGUCCUUGAAAACACACUCCCUACCAACCUCUUCCCGCUCACCUGGCUCCUUCCCUCCGGAAAGCUCCUGAUACAAUCUAACUGGCAAACCAUCCUAAUGGAUUACAAGACCCAAAAUGAACAGCCCCUCGACGAUAUGCCGGCAGCGGUAAGGACCUAUCCUGCUAGCGCUGGCACCACCAUGAUGCCUCUUACUCCGAGCAACAAUUACACGGCGACUAUCAUGUUUUGUGGCGGUUCCAACGUUCCAACUGACCAAUGGCGCGCCCCUGGCUUCAACGCGAUGGAGACCCCGACUUCCGCCUCGUGCGUCCAGAUCACCCCCGACGUUUCAGGCAAAUACCGAGAUGUAGAACCCUUCCCGGAGCCGCGUGUGCUCACAAGCUUGAUCCUCCUCCCUGAUCAAACAGUCUUGGCGCUCAAUGGUGCGCGAAAGGGUACUGCUGGCUACGGAAACGAUACUUGGGCCGUCGGCCAGUCGUAUGCCGACGAUCCCGUUCUCACUCCACUCAUCUACGAUCCCAAGGCAGCAGCAGGAAAACAAUGGUCGAGCGAUGGGUUUUCUCCCAGUACCGUUCCUAGGAUGUAUCAUUCGUCGGCAACCCUCCUUCCUGACGGUGAUUACUAG
Molecule: messenger RNA, 768 nt
Organism: Laccaria bicolor S238N-H82
Lineage: Eukaryota; Fungi; Basidiomycota; Agaricomycetes; Agaricales; Hydnangiaceae
Exons: 5
Coding region: 1-768 (255 amino acids)
Source: RefSeq, a predicted model, not a curated record